Molecule: messenger RNA, 486 nt
Organism: Parnassius apollo (apollo)
Lineage: Eukaryota; Metazoa; Arthropoda; Insecta; Lepidoptera; Papilionidae
Source: the annotation of a GenBank genome assembly
AUGAAAGGAAAAGAAUGCACAGCAAAAUGGUCCCACAUCAUUGAUUUAUAUAAUAGAUGCCCAGAUUACAGAGGUGUCAAAUUAGUGCCUAAGCUGACUGCUUACCACGUCUUACCAAAUUUAAUCCCAAAGAUAAGGGUGAAACACUGCACACAAGUGUUUAGUCAAUCUGUUGGAGUAGGCUUUGCGUGCAUGGUAGAAUUAGGAGCUGUUGAUAAGAGCAGUUAUGAGACAGCGGACCUCCUAUCGUUUUUCGAUGACCUUUUUGACAGCAUGAAUGGUAGUUUCAGCGAUAUUACAGGAGGAAAAAUGUAUUGUGCUGCAGUAACUCCAAUUUCACCCCAUCACGAUUUGUGGAAUUAUAGUAUCCCAAUCCUCAAAAGUAUGAAAUUUGUAAGCAGUAAUAGUCAAGGAGUAGUGUCAUCUUUAUCCAGUUGGAUUAAAACAAUAGAAAGUUUUAAAAAUAUUUUAAAAUGUUUAAAUUAG